Molecule: messenger RNA, 2202 nt
Organism: Macrosteles quadrilineatus (aster leafhopper)
Lineage: Eukaryota; Metazoa; Arthropoda; Insecta; Hemiptera; Cicadellidae
Product: integrator complex subunit 12-like
Exons: 5
Coding region: 120-938 (272 amino acids)
Biological process (GO): snRNA 3'-end processing
Cellular component (GO): integrator complex
Source: RefSeq, a predicted model, not a curated record
GAUGUUUGUUGUGGUAAAUGGUGUUAAACUUUUAAACUGGAUGUAGAAAUUACACGAAUUAGAUAGGCUAUAUUUAUUUGUUAAUUAAAGACUCUUUUAGUUUUUAUUAAUCCAAAAUCAUGGCACUGACUCAAGAUAUGGAUAUGGCGAUAUUAGCUAGAUCAUUAAAAUUGUUGCAUUCACCAGAAGAAGAUUCUGCUGAGCAAUUGAGAAUAAUUUUAGAAGAUACCAUUAAAUGUAAAUAUGGAAACAGAAAACCGAUUAAUUUAUCAGUUCUAGGUCUUAAUAAAAAGACUGUUACUGUAGAUGAGGUUAGAGGAAAGAGAAUCAAGUUAGAAGAAGGCUCUGGUGUUUCCCCUAUAUACAGAGAAGAUUUGGAAGAGUCUCAGACUUCGGGCUCUGAUAGUGAUGACGGAGUUGCUCUCGAAAUCCUUGAUGAUGAUCUUUCUUGUGUUGUUUGUCACGAGAUGGCCGUGGGUGCCAACAACAACCUGGUGGAAUGUGUUGAGUGCCAUUCUCUCUACCACCAGGAGUGCCACAAACCUGCCAUCACUCAAGAUGUCAACGAUCCUAGGUUUGUUUGGUAUUGCGCAACCUGCACCAAGACUAUGAACAAAGUGGCUAGCAGUUCAAAAGGAUCACCCAGCAGUGUUAGUCAGUCUGGAAAACCACCAAAAGCGAGCAGCAAAAGUUCUUCUUCUUCCUCCUCUUCUAGUAAAUCUUUUAAAGCAUUCGCUAGUUCCAGCUCUGGAAAGUCUUCUUCUGGUUCCUACUCAAGCAAAAGUGGAAGUAGCAGUAGCCAUCAAAGCAGCAGCAAAUCCAGUACUAAGGUCACAAUUCCUGUACCUAAGAUUAAUACUAUCACAGCAGACAAACGGCUUCAGAUAAUGAAGAAAAACGCAGCAAAAAAACAAGAAAAGAGAAAACUACCCAAAUAGGUCGUACAAAUUAUGGGCUAGCCAUAUUUUAUGAAACUAUAACCAUAAACAAGCAAUCUACAACAGUUCACUUAUUCUCCAUGAGAAUAACGUAGGAAUUUUUAAGUUACAGUUUUGAACUUUCUCUGUGAGUAUUUAGUGUACUACAAGGCUUCAAUAUAAUAAUAUUGAAAAGAUUGAUUGCAAAGAUUAUGUUUUAAAGGUAAAAAAUGGGAAAACCCAUUUGACCCCGUUCUCAUAGUCCGAUUAUGCUGGUUGCUUGAAUUUGUUUGAAUGUAGGUUUCCACUUUUGUACCAAAUUUAAUCUAAAUCGGGUGAUUUUUACUAGAGUUUGGUAACAAUCACAUAUUUAUGUAUAUGUGUGUGUGUAUGAAUUUGAGCGGAUUGUGUUUUUGGCCUUAAUGGGGACCUCAAAACAAAAGUUUAUAUACCGUACAAAAAACUUUUUUCCUACCACUCCAUGGAAAUGAUCACAUUACCAUACCUGUAAAUAGUACGCAAAAUUGCUCAUUGACAUUGCCUCUUGCUAAUCAGCUGGUUUCACAGUUGUCGUUUCUACACCAACCACAGACGCAAAUCUGGUAGGUUAGUUAACAACCGGUAAGCAAAUAACUUUCUGUGUUAUUAUAUUGUAUAAUAAUAUAAUAAAAAAAUAACCUAAAUGACAUUUUAUAUACAUCUAAAAAGUUAAUCUGUGUUAUUAUAAGUUAAUUAUAGUGGUAGGAAAAAUCUUGUGUGUAUUAUGAGCACAAACAGUCAUUGCCGCUCUCGAAAUGUGUGUCCGGAGUUGAGGCCAUCUACAGUUCUCGACCGGUAAUGAUGUACUUUGCGCUCUUUUCACACAAAUAUUUAUUACCACACAAUAAUCAAUGACAAAUCUAUAUUUGUGUAUGUGUUUGUUAAGUUAUUUAAAAUUUGUUAAGUGUCCGUUUUUAAUACAUGUUUAUAUGUUACUGGGGUGUAUUUAAUGCCCUGAGUAUGUUUGGUCCAGUAUGUAAGUCCGAGUUUAGUAAUUUAUUAAUGUUACAUAUUUUAAAUCUUAAAUUAAUGUUUGCCAAAUUUUAAAAAUACUAUUGUUUGAUUGUCACUUUUGUCAUUCCGUUUGGAACUUAUUUGAAGUUUAGUUUAUACUGCAUAUAAUUCAAAUAACGUUUGAAGGUUAUAAUAAUGAUGCUGUAAAUAUUUAUCAUAUAUCUUUUAAUGUUAUAUUUUAGUAUUUUACCUAUAUUAAACUAUUGUUUGUUGUUACUUUAUGUAUUUCAAA